This is a messenger RNA of Mercurialis annua (annual mercury), 553 nucleotides long. RefSeq names its product 10 kDa chaperonin, mitochondrial-like. The transcript has 3 exons. Bases 57 to 350 code for a protein of 97 amino acids. Gene Ontology annotation, molecular function: metal ion binding; ATP binding; protein folding chaperone. Lineage: Eukaryota; Viridiplantae; Streptophyta; Magnoliopsida; Malpighiales; Euphorbiaceae. Gene Ontology annotation, cellular component: mitochondrial matrix. The record is from RefSeq and is a predicted model, not a curated record.
AAUUGCAACAAAAAUAUACAGAAGAAAGUAAAUCAAUAAGCUUUAAUUGGGGAAAAAUGGCAAAGCGUUUAAUUCCUACACUUAAUCGCAUUUUGGUAGAGAAAAUAAUCCCUCCUUCCAAAACCAAUUCUGGAAUUUUACUUCCUGAGAAAACCUCCCAGCUUAACUCGGGAAAAGUGGUUGCUGUUGGUCCUGGAGCUCAUGAUAAGGAGGGAAAGCAUAUUCCUGUUUCUGUUAAGGAAGGGGACACGGUUCUCUUGCCGGAAUACGGAGGCACUGAAGUGAAACUCGGUGAAAAACAGUAUCAUCUGUUCCGAGAUGAGGAUGUUCUGGGAACUCUUCAUGACUAACGAGUUCAAUCAUAGGCACAAGAUGCAAAUUAGUAAUGUUAGAUGCUCUUGAGAUGUAGUGUUCUCGACUCCUCGUUACACUUCGGAUACUGUUAGUCUACCAAUAUGCCAGUUGAAAAUUUGUGAACUUUGGCAUUCCGUUGGAAUGAUAUCAAUGUUCGAAAUUAAUUUACUGCCGGUUAAGGAAAUCAUGAGCUUUCUUA